This is a messenger RNA of Salvia splendens (bonfire salvia), 1463 nucleotides long. Its product is annotated as transcription factor WRKY19. Gene Ontology annotation, biological process: regulation of DNA-templated transcription. Gene Ontology annotation, cellular component: nucleus. The coding region runs from base 245 to 1168 and encodes 307 amino acids. The record is from RefSeq and is a predicted model, not a curated record. Gene Ontology annotation, molecular function: DNA-binding transcription factor activity; transcription cis-regulatory region binding. The transcript is spliced from 3 exons. NCBI's taxonomy places the organism in Eukaryota, Viridiplantae, Streptophyta, Magnoliopsida, Lamiales, Lamiaceae.
CCCUUUAUAAAGAUCAUAUCUCUCCACCCCUCUGUACUCAUUCCUUCAUAACUAUACACAUACAAAAAACUUCACCAUCUCCCAAUUCCAUUUCCAAAAUCUCAAGAUUCUUGAUCAAGAUCAAAACUUUACAAAGAUUUCACAACCCAAUUUGCAUUAUGACCUUCAUCACUCAACACUCUUGAAACCCAGAUCACACAACCCGGAAUCUUGCCCCAAAAAACACUUUUUUUUUUGUUUGAAAAUGGAGAAGGUUGGAGCUCCGGAGAAGACUGCAAUAACCGUGUUAGCUGAGGGGAAGAAGCUCGCGAAAGAGCUGAAGAGGCAGCUCGACCCCUCUACAACUUCAAGAGAGGCAUGCGAUGCUUUGGUGGAUAGCAUUCUCUCUGCCUACGAUAAUGCAAUUACGCUUCUUGCUCUCAUCCGAGACGCCGCCUCUCCCACAAGUGAAGAAGGCUCUGAUCACAAUUCCAAGAAAAGGAAGACUAUGCCGAGAUGGAGUGAGCACGUGCGGAUUUGUUCAGGGGCAAGGGGUGAAGCCCAGCUUGAUGAUGGCUAUAAUUGGAGGAAAUAUGGGCAGAAAGAUAUUUUGGGGGCUAAUCAUCCAAGGGCAUAUUAUAGAUGCACGCAUCGCAACACGCAAGGAUGCUUGGCAACGAAGCAGGUGCAACGAGCAGACGAGGACGCGACAGUGUUUGAGGUCAUCUACCGAGGGAAGCACAGCUGCAGGCAGGAGAGGCUGAGGCAGCACAAAGAAAGGAAGGAGCAAGAGAUCAGCCUAACGUGUAGGAAUGUGUCGAGCCUCGUUAAGACUGAGAACCGGGAUCUAAAUGAUUCCAAAGAGGAGGAGGAUCUUCCAGCUUUCUCAUUCCCUUCCACUCCAAUUGAGUGUGAAAAUGUGGAGCCUCAGUUCUUCUCAGAGCCUAAUAGGUUGAUCACAGCGAGCUACUCGCCCUCGUUCCUGUCCCCAGCAACCUCCGAGUCCUAUUUCUCGCCCUCGCCAUGCCUUGUGAAUGAUUUUGACAUUGGCCACAGCUUGGAGUCUGAUUUUGGCGAGAUUAUCUCAAAUCUAACACCAAUCACAGACUUCUCUUUAGGAGAUUUCGAUAUCUCCAUUGAUGCAGUGGAUUUCGAAUCUCACCUCCUCGAUGCCAUCGAAUUCGUCUAGAGAUCUCAUAAUGCAGUUGAUAUUGUAUCCUAGUGAUCCUAGCCAGCUUCUUACUAUAAAAUCUAAGUUGUUGAUAAUUGAUUGAUAGUACAAGGAGAUGAUGCUGACCAAGAGAAUUCUUUUUUCAAGAACUAGAUAGAUUUGCAAGAGUUACUUGUAAUCACUCUUUUUUCUUGUUUUCUCUCUCAAGUUGGCCAUUUUGAUUUUUUUUUCUUACAAGUGUAGUAGGUUUAAGAUUGAUGAUUUGUAUCUUUGAAUGUAGAGGAGGUUGAACUUUUUUAGAUUUCAUUUUGAA